Cladophialophora carrionii CBS 160.54 is the source of this 1593-nucleotide messenger RNA. RefSeq lists its product as uncharacterized. NCBI's taxonomy places the organism in Eukaryota, Fungi, Ascomycota, Eurotiomycetes, Chaetothyriales, Herpotrichiellaceae. Gene Ontology annotation, cellular component: endoplasmic reticulum. Gene Ontology annotation, biological process: protein folding in endoplasmic reticulum. The coding region runs from base 1 to 1593 and encodes 530 amino acids. Gene Ontology annotation, molecular function: protein-folding chaperone binding; misfolded protein binding. The record is from RefSeq and is a predicted model, not a curated record. The transcript has a single exon.
AUGAUUCUUAGGCUCCAGCGCCUCGGCCUCCUGACCCUAUUAGGUCUCUGCCUCACUUCUCUUUGUACCACCGACGCCGUCGAAAUCCCCUCGGAUGCGUCGGCGUCUUCCUUGAUUGCGUCUGGAAAGGCUGCCCGAGCCCGCGGGGCCAACAGCGACGCCCUCGUCUACUUCGAUGCGGCCAUCUCCAAAGACUCCUCCGACUACCUCUCUCUUUUCCAACGCGGCAUUACCUACCUGUCCUUGGGACGGAAUGCGCAGGCCAGCGCAGACUUUGACCAUGUAUUACAAUUAAAACCCGGCUUUGAGGGGGCGCUGUUGCAGAGAGCGAAGAUCAGAGCGAAGAAUGCAGAUUGGGCUGCGGCCAAGGCGGAUUACAGGGCGUUGGGAGAGAGAGGUCUGGCGGAUCUGAUACAACUGGAGGAAGCCGAAGGUGCCGCGUACCUUGCGGCCGAGGCAGAGAAGAGGCAAGAUUGGGAGACGUGCAUCAAUCAAGCCGGGAUAGCUAUCAUGACUGCGGGCACGGCCCUCUCUCUGCGGCAGCUGCGUGCACGAUGCCGACUCGAGCGUGGUGAAGUGCAGGAGGCACUCAGCGAUCUGCAGCAUGUCCUGCAGAUUCACCCGGGUCAAGUGGAACCCCAUCUGCAAAUAUCGGCCAUGUUGUUCUACAGCCUGGGAGAUACGAAGCUGGGGCUGGACCAGGUCAAGAAAUGCUUGCAUUCCGAUCCGGACUCGAAGCCGUGCAAGAAGCUCUUCCGAGAAGAAAAGACCAUCUUGAAGCAAGUCGAUGAGGUACAGGCCCUGAUUGAAAAGAAGCAGUUCAACUCGGCGGCCAAGUUGUUGGUCGGCAAGGGCACUGAAGAUGAGACUGGUCUACUGUCGGACCUCAAGACCAAUAUUGAGUCGCACCGUUCUACGCGGAAUAUUCAUCCCAAAGCACCUUCCAACCUGUACACCAGCAUGCUUGAGAGGACUUGCGAGGCCUACAUGUCGAUGAACAACCUCGCCAAGGCCGGCAAAUACUGCCCCGAGGUGCUCCGCAUCGACUCGAAUUCCCUCCAGGGCCUUCUGUACCAAGCACAAAAACAGAUGGACGCCGAGGAGUACGAUGCGGCCAUCGCCACGCUCAACACAGCGAGAGACAAUCACCCCGAAAGCCAAAACACCAUCAACUCCAAGCUGCAUGAAGCGCAAGUAGCCCUGAAGCGGAGCAAGACAAAGGACUACUACAAGAUCCUGGGAGUGUCUCGCGACGCUGACGAAGCGACGAUCAAGAAGGCCUAUCGCACGGCGACAAAGACCUAUCAUCCCGACAAGGCUGCUGCCAAAGGGAUUUCGAAGGAGGAAGCCGAGAAGAAAAUGACGGCUGUCAACGAGGCAUACGAAGUGCUCAGCGAUCCCGAGCUGAAAGCCAAGUUCGACAACGGGGAAGACCCGAAUGAUCCCAUGGCCCGACAAGGAGGAAAUCCCUUCCAGGGGAGUCCCUUCGGCCCCGGCGGCCAGCAGUUCUUCUUCCAGCAAGGCGGAGGUGGACAACGACAGUUCAAGUUCUCGACUGGCGGGAACCCGUUUGGAGGGUUCCCUUUCGGAUAG